AUGAAUCGACCUCAGCAACGAGACCCUGAUUCAACGGACUCCUACACGGUAGCAUGGAUCUGUGCCCUAGAAGAAGAAUAUUUCUGUGCAUGCCGUAUGCUUGACGAAGAGUUCACCGGGCCGGAAACCAGUGAAGAUAACGACGACAACAUGUACGUCUACGGUCGUAUCAUGAGGCAUUACGUGGUGAUUGGUUGUCUUCCCGCCGGUCGGUACGGCACCAAUUCAGCUGCCCGUGUUGCCCGAGAUAUGGUUCGAACGUUCCCACAUCUACGGUUCGCACUAAUGGUGGGAAUUGGAGGCGGCGCUCCGACCGCUCGAAAUGACAUCCGAUUAGGGGAUGUUGUCGUCAGUCAACCGGGAGACGGGUUCGGCGGAGUGAUACAAUAUGAUCUGGGCAAGUUCAAAGACGGUCGGUUCCAGAGGACAGGCCAACUCAACGCGCCGCCUGAGAAACUUCUGGGAGUUAUUCCGGAGAUGCGCCGACUAUUUAGUGACAAAAGGAAGCCAGACAGACUCGCGGAACAUCUUAAGCGUCUUGAUGAUAUGGAGGAUUAUCAACGGCCAGCGGUUGACCAGCUUUAUGUUAUCGAAGAUCCGCCAAACCGUCCUGAGGAGGGUUGA
Messenger RNA from Penicillium cataractarum, 624 nucleotides. RefSeq lists its product as uncharacterized. The transcript is spliced from 2 exons. Bases 1 to 624 code for a protein of 207 amino acids. Gene Ontology annotation, biological process: nucleoside metabolic process. The record is from RefSeq and is a predicted model, not a curated record. Gene Ontology annotation, molecular function: catalytic activity. Lineage: Eukaryota; Fungi; Ascomycota; Eurotiomycetes; Eurotiales; Aspergillaceae.